Molecule: messenger RNA, 3052 nt
Organism: Pelobates fuscus (common spadefoot toad)
Lineage: Eukaryota; Metazoa; Chordata; Amphibia; Anura; Pelobatidae
Product: cAMP-dependent protein kinase catalytic subunit beta
Exons: 10
Coding region: 54-1244 (396 amino acids)
Biological process (GO): protein phosphorylation
Cellular component (GO): nucleus
Molecular function (GO): protein serine/threonine kinase activity; ATP binding
Source: RefSeq, a predicted model, not a curated record
UUCAUUUUAAUUUUCAAGAGCGAUUGUAAGGGCUGAUUUUAAACUUUCCGUGUAUGGCUUUAUACAAUGAAGGCAGCCAGUCCCACGGUACGUCCACCGCCCUUCAAAGAUUGGAAGGGUUUGCAAAUAGAUUGUUUAACCGAAAUGGCAGGAGCAGCAUACAUGAGCAAAGGGUACCUGUGGAUAAUGAGGCCCAGUUCGUAUCAGAAAACACCGUGUUGUGGGAUAAAACAAUGAAAGAAUUUCUAGCCAAAGCCAAAGAAGACUUUUUAAGGAAAUGGGAAAGUCCGCCACAGAACACCGCCGGCCUAGAUGACUUUGAAAGGAUGAAAACACUUGGGACCGGCUCUUUUGGACGAGUAAUGUUAGUGAAGCAUAAAGGUGCAGAACAGUAUUAUGCUAUGAAGAUCCUGGAUAAGCAGAAGGUGGUGAAACUGAAGCAAAUUGAACACACACUGAAUGAAAAACGAAUAUUACAGGCAGUGAAUUUUCCCUUUCUGGUCCGGCUCGAAUAUUCUUUCAAGGAUAAUUCAAAUUUAUACAUGGUGAUGGAAUAUGUCCCUGGUGGUGAGAUGUUCUCUCAUUUAAGAAGGAUCGGCAGAUUCAGUGAGCCCCAUGCACGAUUUUAUGCUGCUCAGAUCGUGCUAACGUUCGAGUACCUCCAUUCAUUAGACCUCAUCUACAGAGAUCUCAAACCAGAAAAUCUUUUAAUUGACCAACAAGGAUAUAUUCAGGUCACAGAUUUUGGAUUUGCCAAAAGAGUAAAGGGCAGAACCUGGACAUUAUGUGGAACACCAGAAUACUUAGCACCAGAAAUCAUUUUGAGCAAGGGCUACAACAAAGCAGUUGAUUGGUGGGCAUUAGGCGUUUUAAUCUAUGAAAUGGCGGCUGGCUACCCACCGUUUUUCGCAGACCAGCCCAUUCAAAUCUAUGAAAAAAUUGUUUCUGGAAAGGUACGAUUUCCAUCACACUUCAGUUCAGAUCUUAAAGACCUGUUGAGGAACUUGCUUCAGGUAGACUUGACCAAACGAUUUGGGAAUCUGAAGAAUGGUGUAAAUGACAUUAAGAAUCACAAGUGGUUUGCCACUACAGAUUGGAUUGCCAUUUACCAGAGAAAGGUAGAAGCUCCCUUCAUCCCAAAGUGCAGAGGACCUGGUGAUACCAGCAAUUUCGACGAUUAUGAGGAAGAAGAUAUCCGUGUGUCACUCACAGAAAAAUGUGCAAAGGAAUUUGCUGACUUUUAGGAUGUUUGAGGACAAAAUGAAGUCAGGGCUCAUAUUGGGAUAUUUGCACUCUGUUAUCCGAUGGGGUGGAGCGGAGACCAUCUUACCUUGUUCCAUCAUUCCGCGAAGCUGACUGAGGUGUCAAUUUGCCAUCUUCCAUGUGUGCAGUUUGCACCAACCUUUUAACCUGGCACAACGAGGCUACUUGUGCUGUAACAAUACUAGACCACUUAUCCUUUGGUUUUUCCUUUCUAUUAUGUUUGCGUCUUGUAUAUUUGGCCCCCUCCCUCACUCUUAUUUUUUAAGUAGAUAUUUUACCUAUUUACACUCCCUUUUAUUUUGGAAAUGUAUUAUUUGUUUGAGUGAAUCCGGGAGAUGUUGCCACCCCAUAGGUUUGUUUUUUUCUUUGUCAGUCUGUCUGAGGGUAGAGGAAUCAUGUCAUAGCUCAAUUAUACCACACUCGAUAUGGCCAUAAAGCUACAAAUGGAAAGAGAUCAUCUUCCCAGAGAUUGACCAAAACUGGGUAGAAAAAACAGCUGAAGUGCAAUGUUUGGUAGGUAGACCCUGUGCCUUGGUUUUCUAUACUCCAUGUAAUCAUGCUGCCCGGUCUGGGGUAUCCCUCACUUAGGUGGGAUCGAAAUGUGCUGUGUGAUCCAACAGUAUGCCACGCAGCUCAGCCAUUGGUUAGGAGUGAGGAUUUCCAGGUGGUGACUUCCCCCACCAUGUCACUAUGUUUGAGAUUGGUUUUAUUACCACUAAACCUUCUCUCUUAAAGUUUUGGUCAGUAUUUUUAAUGGAUCAUGAUAAAUAAAAAAUAAAAAAAAGAGUGAGUAAAGUGAGUUUAUUAGGACUCCGUAACUAGUUCUGUAUUCAAAUCUGGAUUUUAUUUUUGAACUAUAAAUACAUUUGUUGCGAUGGGAUAUAGAAAAGGCAAAUGAUCGGCUCUGGCAUAACAAGUGGUUUAGCAACCGCGCAGAUCAUGGAUGCGUUCCUAAGAUGAAGGUUGAUAAUUUUUUUUGUUAGCGGAGUAAGAAGGUUGUUGCCAAAUUGUGUUCUGGUAUACUAUAUUAGUAAACUGAGGAUGGAGCUCUGUGUAAUGAAUAAACUGCCACCGUUUUGUGUGUUAAUUUUGCUUUUGUCACUCGCACAGGUAGUGUUUGGCCAUAGAUUUUUUUUUUAUUAUUUUACUGACUGCGCCAGCGUCUAGCACUUUCACAAGCAAAUUUCAGUGUUUCACACAUUUUGGAAAAUGUAUCCUUUUAACGUUCUCAAUGCCACUGGUGUGUCGCUCAUUCCUGCUGCACUCAGAGCGUUGACUGUUUAUCUUGAUGACCUGUCUGAGGGUCGCAUUUUCGGAGCCAUUUUCAUACAUAAAAGAAGGAAUUGUUUUUAUGAAGGAUGAAUAUCCAGCCAUUGUAUUUGUUUGAAUGUCAGGAGAUCGCUGGCAAUACUUCCUUUUAAUCUGUGUAACACUCCUGUGACAAGAAGCCUUAGUUACUGUCCGACAUUCUGUACGUCUUUAGGUCGUCGAGCAGUUUUGCACAAACUACGCGAUUAAGAGACUGAUAAUGGCAGUCUUUGUCCACCCUUACUUACAUAUGUGCAAGAAAGGUAUAAGAUACUUUGCUGUAGCAAAUUUUAUGUAACAAAAUAUAUAUAUACGUCACAAUAAAUUUAAAAGAAUUCUUUGUAUGAAAACGUUAAAAUCUUUUGUAUUUCAUUUAGACUGAGGAUAUGCUGUUGUACGCUAGCUGUAUGCCAUACCUUCUACAGUAACUUUGUUGUCGUUUAUGAACUUAAAAAAAGAUUUUAAUAAAUGCUGGAGAUCA